GAAGGCAUUUGCAAGAAAUGUUACUGAGGGAUGUUGACUGACAGUUUAAACAUGCCUAACUAUGCGCUAAUUAAAACGUCAUAAUAGUUCGCCUUAACUUAGCAUCAAAUUUCGUGAACGGAAGUCUUCAUUGUGCUCGUGCUCUUUUGCACCUGUCAUGUCACUUUUCAGUGCGACAAGUAACUUUACACGAAGUGAUGGUCCAGCUUUACGGUUAUUUCGAAAGAGUGAGAGCUCUGAUGAUGAAGACAAAAGGUUGAAAAGAAGAGAAAAGAACCGAGUUGCUGCACAGAGGAGCCGUAAAAGACAAACUCAGAGAGCUGAUGAGUUGCAUGAGGCAUAUGAAUGUCUGGAACAGGAGAACAGCCUGCUGAGGAAAGAAGUCCAGCUUUUGUUAGAGGAACAGCAACGCUUGACAGAUGCCCUCAAAGCCCAUGAGCCUUUGUGCCCUGUCUUGAACUGUGGUAUGACCUCAACAUCAAGGUCCGCAGGCACAAUGUCACCUGAGUUUAUGUCUAGAUAGAGUCGCUUACAUUUGAUGCUCAUGAUGUCCAAAUUUCCAUUUAAGAAUAAAUUAAGUAUGCUUGUAAUCAUGCAAGGUAUUUAUUCAUACUAGCAGCAUGCAAUUAAUUUUUUUUUAAUUCUGAAGUAUUAACUUUUGAGUUCAGUAUGCAGUAUUUUCUGUCAACAUACAAGUUAAUUAUUAAUUCAUGCUUGAAAUUGCAUUGUAACAGGUUAUGUUCAGAAUACAGGAUCUUUGUAGUCAUAUGUUUGUUUUCCCAGGGUCAAGCCUCACGUGAAUACGUCCACUAUUUACUUUGAUAGAGUCAAUAACCACUAACAAAACCAUCUGUUACACCACAGUUAGUUGACUGUGAAUGAACGACAUGCGACAAUGGACUUCUGCUUUAUGAGAGCCAAUCUGACCAAAAUACCAGAGGUUAGUUUCAAUACUGUGACAGCAGGUUUAUGUCUGCAUAAUAUUAUUAACCAUAGCAGCUUAAUUGAAACGUUAGUGUUUCUUUUCUGUCUGGCUUGAUCAUGUUUGCUGUUGGAAUAUAUUGUAAGUAUUAAGAAAAUAAACAAUUAUUUUUUAAAAAUCA
Molecule: messenger RNA, 1103 nt
Organism: Carassius carassius (crucian carp)
Lineage: Eukaryota; Metazoa; Chordata; Actinopteri; Cypriniformes; Cyprinidae
Gene: batf3
Product: basic leucine zipper transcription factor, ATF-like 3
Exons: 3
Coding region: 158-523 (121 amino acids)
Biological process (GO): regulation of transcription by RNA polymerase II
Cellular component (GO): nucleus
Molecular function (GO): DNA-binding transcription factor activity, RNA polymerase II-specific; RNA polymerase II cis-regulatory region sequence-specific DNA binding
Source: RefSeq, a predicted model, not a curated record